Molecule: messenger RNA, 3399 nt
Organism: Anguilla rostrata (American eel)
Lineage: Eukaryota; Metazoa; Chordata; Actinopteri; Anguilliformes; Anguillidae
Product: protein FAM76B
Exons: 10
Coding region: 748-1755 (335 amino acids)
Cellular component (GO): nuclear speck
Source: RefSeq, a predicted model, not a curated record
GUACAGAUUAUUUGAACCAUCUAGCUAGAUAACGGAUGUUCGCGACCUCACACUAAUGUCAGAAGGUUAAUGUGCCAUUUUCCAUUUCAUGCUUUCAUUAAUCUAGCUCUUCGCUUAAAUUGUUUGUAUGUAUUGCAAACGAUUAACGCGAAUUAACCCUAACCCUAGCGAUGACGUUGUACAGUAGUGUGUUUCAUACGUUACAGUGGUUAUAAAGCAGGACCAUUCGUUUAUGGUGGAGUCAUUUUUUAGCUUUUUAUCAAAGAGCGUCGUUUUAUCCACCGAACGCUCUGCGCAUUGGCCUUUAACUCAUCAUGUGAUUUGUCCCAAAUUAACCAGUCAGAGAGAGGGGUGCGCAGGUAUAUUUGAUGAGGGAAAAAAACGCCCUGUAAAUUCCCGCCCAUUGGCAGUCAGUGAUGGUUGGUUGGUUCUCGGGUUCUUCCUUUGUAGUUGUUGGUCGCAUCCGGUCCGAAUGAUGACGCGAAAACCAAAGAAAGAAAAAAAGGAAAAAAAGCAAAGAAAAAAGAAAAAGCGGAGUAGAGCUUAAACUCCUUUUAACCUUUGUAGAAUUGUAUGCAUUUUAUAGGUAUAGGUAAUCGACAUUUCAAAGCAAUGCGUUUAUAUAGCUAGGCAUAUUCACAUGAUAAAUAUUAGAAACAACUGCAUUUUUAUCUGUAAUAGACAUAUAAAGCUAACAAGCUAGCUAGUUAGAUUGCUAGCUAGCUACAUUCUCCUUUUUGUUUCUUGAUGAGAAUGGCAACAACAGCUCUGUACGCGUGUACGAAGUGUAACCAACGGUAUCCGUUUGAAGAGCUUUCACAGGGACAGCAGUUGUGCAAGGAGUGUCGGAUAGCUCACCCGAUUGUAAAAUGCACAUUCUGUCGGUCGGAGUUCCAGCAAGAAAGCAAAACAAACACUAUUUGCAAAAAGUGUGCCCAAAAUGUCAAACAGUUUGGAACGCCAAAACCUUGUCAGUACUGUAACAUCAUUGCUGCCUUCAUUGGGACGAAAUGUCAGCGCUGCACAAACUCAGAGAAGAAGUACGGCCCCCCACAGACAUGCGAGCAGUGCAAGCAGCAGUGCGCCUUCGACCGCAAGGAGGAGGGCCGAAGAAAGGUGGACGGGAAGCUGCUCUGCUGGCUGUGCACACUGUCGUAUCGGCGCGUCCUUCAGAAAACCAAGGAACAGAGGAAAGGCCUCGGCUCCUCCCACUCCAACUCUUCAUCUCUGAACGAGAAGGAGCAUCACCCCAGACACCAUCAUCAUCAUCACCACCACCAGCGACACAGCAGCUCACACCACAAAUUGAGCAGCCUCAGCCCUGAGCAGGACCAGGGAGCUUGGAAGCAGAGCCAUAAAUCCUCCUCAAUUCAGAACGAGACUCCAAAGAAGAAACCAAAACUUGAGACAAAGCCAUCAAACGGAGACAGUUCCAUCAAUCAGUCAAUGGACUCGGGAGGAACAGACAACUUCAUCCUGAUCAGCCAGUUGAAGGAGGAAGUGAUGUCACUGAAGAGACUGCUGCAGCAGCGAGAUCAAACAAUACUGGAAAAGGAGAGAAAGCUUACAGAGCUGAAAGCUGAUUUCCAGUACCAGGAGUCCAAUAUGAGGGCCAAAAUGAACAACAUGGAGAAGGCUCACAAAGAAGCCAUGGAGCAACAGCAGGCGAAAAACCGAGAGCUGAUGAAGCAGGUGGCGGCUCUCUCUAAAGGAAAGAAGUUUGACAGGGCAGGAAGCGCACUGCUGCCCUCUUGAGGGCACCACUGGGGUGACCCCCCAGUACGGAGUUCAGCGGGUUCACUGUUCCCCACUGUGAAAGCCUGAGUUGAUCUCUUUCAAUCCUCUUUCCCCCCACUUUUCUCAUUCAUUUCAGAUUUUACCCAGUUUUCUCAUUCAGGAUCACAGAUUAAUGAUUAACGUUGUUCCCACCCUCAAACACAACACAAACAUGCCUUCAUGUAUACGCAGAGAAUGCACUCGUUUGUGAGGGCCCUGUGGACCAAGAAACACUAUGGCAAUAAAACCAAACUCGCACAACUGAGUAACUUGAAGUGUGACUAACAACUUCUCAUGUUGAGUUGCCUUCAUUUCAAUAUGCAGUUAUACAUUUUUGUAUUUAUUGGAUUAUUCAUUGAGUGCUAUCACUAAAUGUCAAAUAAUUUUCUAUACUACUGCCAACAGAAACAUUUAGUUGAUUGCAUUUAAACUGCCUAUAGAAUUUUUUUUGUUUGUUAAGCAAUCAACCUGUGAACUGUAAAUAUGUUGCAGGUUUGAACACUUUUUCCGCAUGUAAGGAAAGAUCCUGGGUUUUCACAACUGAAAUGCAAGGAAACUGAUGUGCAUUUUGCAUGUUGAUGGCCCUUUUCAGCCAUUUUCCAGUAUUUUAUAUUUGAUUUUUAUUUUGUAAUUUAUUCAGACUUUUUCACGUGAUGCAAAACCUCAAUGAGGAUUGUUAACAUCCUGUUUAUAUUUUUAAAGUGAGUUUUAAUGUAUAAUCAUGUAUAUGAAAUGUAUAUGUAUGCAGCAUAGAGCCAAAAUGGCGGCUUUUCCCUUGGGAUGCAGGUAUGAAGAUUCCCCUCUUGUGGCUGGAUCAGUGCAGUUACGUGAGAGUGCAGCCAUCUUCGAUGGGCCCCCAUUCUCUCGGUCUCCAUUAAAGAGGAUAAGCCAAUUUAAUGUUUGGUCAAACCAGAAGAAAAGUAAUCUUCCCUGGAUUUGAACAUCCAGGUCCGAGUUUUCUGUCUUCGGGGCCACAGAGUCCCAAUCAUGCAAACUAUUUUCUUCUGGUUUCACAUGACAAACAGACAUGUACCUUUACUGGACCCAUAAACGUACUGGCAUUCCAGGUGUGGUGGAUUGAUGAGAGAAGGGGAUUGUGGAGAAACAAUCAAACCCUUUCUUUAAGUGUCGAACCACCAAGCUAAUUAAGCUCACGCUAUUCUUAGGAAAUGGACUAUUAAAUCUUUUUUUUUUUUCAACUAUUAUUUUUGUAAUGUACUUUAUAACUUGAAUUCUCCCAGCAGCCCUUCUCUGUGCGAGAGCUGGGCUGUGGCGUUUGCUGUGACACUUGUGGAAAGAAUUGUACUAUUGCAUGACUCACAGCUGGGAGGGGCAGUGUGCUCUCAUGUACUGUAUUGUACUUUUAGAUUUCAAAAAACAGUGUAAAGAUGUCACUUUUAAACAGUGAAGGCCUUUGUGUAUUUAAAACUUGUAACUUGUAUUGGUUUCUAGUAAGUAUAUGUAAGGCAAUUAAUAUAUGUAGAAUAUGCUUUUAAAAACAUGUCUAUUUCACUUUUUACAUCUUGGACAGAGCAGGAAAACUGUACCAGAACAGGUACAAGUUCACUUUUGUACUCUUUUUCAAACCCAAUGUUUCAGAAAUAUUAAAUCUUAAAACACUGA